AUGCAAUCGGCGAAGGAAGCAGCGUCAAACAUAGCAGCGUCGGCAAAGGCCGGCAUGGACAAGACGAAAGCAACGGUCGAAGAGAAGGUGGAGAAGAUGGCGACCCAUAACCCAAUAGAGAAAGACAUGGCUACCCAUCGUAAGCAGGAGAAGAUCGACCAAGCCGAGUUGAACAAGCAAGCGGUGCGUGAUCAUAACGCGGCGUCGAGACAACAACAAACCACCACCACCACCACCGGUCACACGACAACAACCGGACUCAACCCAAUGUCUGGAAUGCACGGACACGGCACCACUGGGCAUACACACGAAUCAGUGAUGAUGGGGUCUCAUCCGCCUGGGAUGACCACCACCACCACCAAUACCAACCCAGCUGCUAAUUAUGACCCUCGCCUGGGUGGUGGCUACACCCACACCGGAACCGGAACUGGCACUGGCGGUGCUUAUACUACUUGA
Telopea speciosissima is the source of this 456-nucleotide messenger RNA. RefSeq names its product 11 kDa late embryogenesis abundant protein-like. The record is from RefSeq and is a predicted model, not a curated record. The transcript has a single exon. Gene Ontology annotation, biological process: embryo development ending in seed dormancy. Lineage: Eukaryota; Viridiplantae; Streptophyta; Magnoliopsida; Proteales; Proteaceae. The coding region runs from base 1 to 456 and encodes 151 amino acids.